This is a messenger RNA of Lampris incognitus (smalleye Pacific opah), 1620 nucleotides long. RefSeq names its product enoyl CoA hydratase domain containing 2 (gene echdc2). The coding region runs from base 69 to 1070 and encodes 333 amino acids. Gene Ontology annotation, cellular component: mitochondrion. Gene Ontology annotation, molecular function: enoyl-CoA hydratase activity. The transcript is spliced from 11 exons. NCBI's taxonomy places the organism in Eukaryota, Metazoa, Chordata, Actinopteri, Lampriformes, Lampridae. The record is from RefSeq and is a predicted model, not a curated record. Gene Ontology annotation, biological process: fatty acid beta-oxidation.
GCCUGUUAGAAACGGCACCGCUCUCGGCACGGUGAACGGCUUCACAAACAGGGAAGUGAAAAAUAAAAAUGACCUUUUGCUGCAGACCGGCGGCUCGCUGGCGUUUGUUGUCGCUGCGGGGCUUGCGGGUGAAUCUGCCGGACUCGCACGCCGGCGGAAGCCCCAAGCCGAUGCCCCGGGCCGGAGUGCCACCUGUGCGGGCCGGGAGUCAUCCUCUGACGGGACACACUCUCGCACACGCCCGCCGGCAGCAUUCAGACACGACGGCCUCGGCUGAGGUGCAGCUAAAGCGACUGGAUGGGGAAGACGCCGGGAUAGUGGAGGUGUUGAUGUGCCGACACAAAGUAAGGAAUGCUCUCGGUCACGUCUUUGUGGCACAGAUGAGGGAGACGAUGUCCACCCUGUCCCAUGACUCGGCUGUGCGUGUGGUGAUCUUCAGGAGUUUAGUGCCAGGCGUCUUCUGUGCAGGUGCUGACCUGAAGGAGAGAGCUCGGAUGAACAACGCGGAGUCUGACCUGUUCGUACACAGCCUGCGAUCACUCAUGACUCAGAUUGCAUCGUUGCCCACGCCGACCAUUGCAGCGUUGGAUGGGGUUGCACUGGGAGGCGGACUGGAACUGGCCUUGGCGUGUGAUCUCCGCACAGCCGCAUUUUCUGCACAGAUGGGUCUGAUCGAGACAACGCGGGGGCUGCUCCCAGGGGCGGGUGGCAGUCAGCGCCUACCGCGGGCUGUCGGCAUGUCUCUGGCCAAAGAGCUCAUCUUCACAGGUAAGCGUGUGGGGGGGCAGGCAGCUCUGGAGAUGGGGCUUGUAAACAGAGCCACAGAACAGAACCAGACAGGAGAUGCUGCCUACAGAGAGGCACUCAGCCUGGCCAGAGAGAUAGUGCCCCAGGCUCCCAUUGCUGUGCGCAUGGCAAAAGAGGCAAUGAACAAAGGCAUUGAGGUGGACAUCUCCUCAGCAAUGGCAAUAGAGAGGAUGUGUUAUGCCCGGGUCAUCCCUACACGGGACAGACAGGAAGGUAUGGCUGCCUUCAUUGAGAAGAGACCACCACGAUACACUGGAGAGUAAUGGACCUUUGUUGACAAGGAAUUCAGCGGACAGUGUGUUUCCCAUAUCAAUGCACAUAUGCACUACUCUAACCUUAAGCCUGAUAGACAAUUAAUUUGUAUUUUUAAUUUUUUUAAACUUUGAUAUACUUUAUUAAUCCCCGUGGGGAAAUUAUGCUCUGUAUUUAACCCAUCCUAACUGUGUAGCUAGGAGCAGUGUGCAGCCACUGUGCAGCACCCGGGGACCAACUCCAGUUCGUCUUGCCAUGCCUUGGUCAGGGGCACAGACAGGAGUAUUAUAACCCUUACAUAGUACAUGUCUUUUUGAUGCAAUUUUUGCAACAAAAGAAAAAAAUGCAAUUUUUGAUUGAUUGUGCACAUCCCCGUGACUUGUCAAAACAGGUCAUGGUGAGUUCUCAGGGAUGAGUGUUUGGUCCUGGUAAGGGCUGUUUUUCAUGUCAUCCAAAAAAGCUGUGUAAUAUCUGACAAAAAAUGUGUAUCAAAAGGACUUAUUUGGUCUGUUUUUCCUUUGUUUCGCUUGGGUGAACUUUAUGGGAUCAAGUUUCCAUAGC